Messenger RNA from Penicillium canariense, 1182 nucleotides. RefSeq lists its product as uncharacterized. The transcript has a single exon. NCBI's taxonomy places the organism in Eukaryota, Fungi, Ascomycota, Eurotiomycetes, Eurotiales, Aspergillaceae. The record is from RefSeq and is a predicted model, not a curated record. The coding region runs from base 1 to 1182 and encodes 393 amino acids.
AUGCCCCCAAAGAGAAAGUCUACCGACGCGGCGGCUGACGUCGCAUCCAAAAAGUCCAAAGCCAGCACUGACAAUGCCCCUGAAAAGCCCCCAGUUCCUCGCAGUAAGCGAUGGUCGAAGGGUAUUUCUGGCUCUGCAAAUGCUGACACGGAAUAUCGCAUGAUGAUGACGCACAAUCCCGAGUCUGCUUGGCAGUUUGUCUGUCAGUGCCGACCAAUUGUCGGAUCGGAUGACGACGAGGACGUUGAAGAUGAGGGUGAGGGUGAGGGCGAGCCCAAAAAGACUGAUGGCCUCCCUCCAUGUGACCGAGGCAAGACCUGUCGUUGCACAAAGCCCAUCGAAGAACAUCCUGAUCACCCGUACACCUUGUCUCUGGGAGGCCUCCAGAAGUUCGCCACGACUUCCACCCUAUGUUCUCUGCGUAACCCAGACAUGUUCGACAUGCACAUCUACAACGACUUCUAUGGAUACGGGUUGCAGGAGGUGCUUGGGAACCUGCUGGUCGAUUUCGAAGAGGCCAAGGAUGACUGGAAACAACAGUGGUAUAUCUGCGAGGCCAUGACGCUGUUCUUCCUUCGCUACGACCCUGCCGCUUUGUUUAUGUAUGUGGCCUUUUUUUACUUUCCAUCCCCCUGCCGCCCCACCGGUUUUCUGUCUAAUGUUCGAUCGCUUUUCAGGAUCGAGGAUGGCGAAGGCUUGGAAUUGUUCCUGCAUACUGUUCGAACGAUGUUCCUCGCGAUGAUGGCAAACCUCGAGCGCCACAACCUCCUGAAACCGGACUCCGAGAUCAAGAAUAUUGGGAUGGUCAUGGGUCUAGCUAUCCGCCUCGAUGCAUAUGCGGGAGACUGUGAGGGCUUUGAGGAUCUCCCCAAGUAUCUGUAUGCGUAUGCCGCGAAGCACAAGAUUGUCCUUCACGACGCGCCAGAGGAUAGUAAUCCGGCGGAGCCAGUGCCUGCGACUGGUAAGGACUCGCUGCCUGCGCCUACGGCUGUGAAUGACCCGUGGGGCUUUGCACUGGAGCUGAAGAAGCUCGGGAAAGAACAACCACUGGGCGGAGACCGCUAUGAUAUAACCACAUUGUCUGGGCCCGAACGUAAACGGGCCAGUUUGAACGGAAAGGAUCCGCUAGGUAAGAAGGCGAUCAAGGCACUCAAGGAAGGACUUGUCAUGCAGCUGGCUUAG